Messenger RNA from Exophiala viscosa, 848 nucleotides. RefSeq names its product Endoribonuclease L-PSP/chorismate mutase-like protein. Gene Ontology annotation, molecular function: deaminase activity. Gene Ontology annotation, cellular component: cytosol; mitochondrion. The record is from RefSeq and is a predicted model, not a curated record. The transcript is spliced from 3 exons. The coding region runs from base 293 to 679 and encodes 128 amino acids. Lineage: Eukaryota; Fungi; Ascomycota; Eurotiomycetes; Chaetothyriales; Herpotrichiellaceae.
GAUUGAUUGCGACGUUGCGAGUUGCGUGGGGGUGUUCAAAUAGGGAAGGAUAUGAAACGCUGCCCGCGUAAUAGGGGAAAGUGGGCACUUUUUCUCAACAUCAGGCCGAACAUGAUUACAGCCAGGAGUCCUGGGGAUAUGAAUGAACGGAUGAGUAAUCCACUGCUGACACCCACCUUGUCGGCGACGUCGAAAGCUCAAUCUUACAAGAUCGCUUUCAGGAGACAUUGACAACCUUCACACCACUGAGCUCAGGAUCAGGCAAACCAACCCCAGUUACAACUUUCCCCCCAUGUCAAAGAAAGCAAUCGUCACAGAGAAUGCUCCCAAGGCCCUCCCCGGGAUCUACAGCCAAGCCAUCGUCGCAAACGGCUUCGUCUACUGUUCAGGCUGUGUCCCAAUGGACGCUAAGACGAUGAAAUUGAUCGACGGAGACAUCCAGGCUCAUACUCAUCAAUGCAUCAAGAACUUGGGCGCCAUCCUGGACGCAGCGGGCUCGAGUCUCGACCAUGUCGUCGAAGUCAAUGUCUUUUUAGCGGAUAUGGAUGACUUUGCAAAGAUGAAUGAGAUUUACACCCAGUAUUGGGGUGAUGUCAAGCCUGCGAGGACUUGUGUGGCUGUCAAGACUUUGCCGUUGAACACGGAUGUCGAGAUCAAGUGUGUUGCUGUCCUGAAGUGAGGCUGCGAAGGUAUCAUAUUUGAUGUUGGUGGUAUGAUCGUGGUGUAGGCUCUGGGCGCUCAAACAUGUCACAAACUCCAGUGUGACAAUGGGGGCUGCGUCCAUUCAAACGGCCGGCGGUGGAGGCCCGCAGCGCGGCGUGAUUGUCGCUGUUCGCAUGAGAAUCGAG